CUACGGGCUACGCUCAGUAGUCUUCCGGUCGCCGUCAGCGAUGGACGUCUCCGCGCGCGUGCUCGUAUUUUUAUUCGUAAUCGCGUUCGUAACUGUCCACGCUCACAUGUCGCUUCCCUCUCACGAUAACAUCCUUAGAAUACAACUUUGGGAUGCUGAGGGGUUAGUCAGAGAACCGAUAGCCACAGAUACUCCGAAAAUCGUAAGGCACAAAACAAAAGUUGACUUAUCAUCCUUAUAUGAUGCGAUGAUGGGUGAUGAGUAUGAACAUGGUGUAGGGCGGUAUGCGAGACAUAAAGUUAGGCAUAAGAGGCGCAGGCCGCGUCAAAGUGGCACCGAUCUUCCCUGGAGGUUCCAUUCUGGGACGAAGGUGAUGAACGUUGCGGUCUACGAUGAUGAUGUGCCAUGGAAUGUGAUAGAGGGGGCUGGUAGCGACAACUCAAGUGCAGUGAGUGAUUCAAGUGCAAGUUACCAAGUGUAUCAUCGUGAUGUGUCGCCGCCGAUGCCGUUUCGAAGAGACGAGGAUGAAGAGCAGGAAGUGAAAAAAGAAUUGCCAGUUGUGCCAAAAUGUUGCGCGAGCGGGCAAAAUUUGAGCGUCACAAUCGAAAAUGGAAAAACAAAAACAGUCUGCGCCCGGUCAAGCCUCACUUUCCAGCCAAUAUUCCACAAAGCUAAUGAAACGCAUAUAUGGAGUUAUGAUAGCAAUGUGUUUGAAACUAUUGUCGGGAACCCUUGUGCUUAUGAUAGGUACAAACUAGAGCCGGACAAAAUAAGCGAAGAUGAGUUUUAUCUUUUAUUCAAUGGCUCUCUAUUCAUGCCGUUCAGUAAGCCUCCGUUGUUGGGCACAAGGAAUUUUUGUAUGGAGACGUUUUGGAACGAAUCCAAUCCAGCCGGAGUGACGCUUCCACUGGUUUGCUUCUCAGCGCCUAUUGAAGAAGCUGGCACGUCACCCACGCUUAUCGCUUACGCAAUCGGGUUGAUAAUAUCAGUACCAUUUCUUCUGGCAACAGCUGUUGUGUAUAUCUUCAUAACAGAGCUGAGAGACACACAUGGAAAGGCUCUAGCUUGCCAUUCUACGUGUUUAGCAAUAGCAUUUUCGUGUUUAGCGGCAACACAGCUGGCUGGACAUGCUUUUCCCAACACCGCUUGCUCCAUAAUGGCCUACCUCAUCCAGUUUUCAUUCGUUUCCUGUUUUUUCUGGUUAAAUGUUAUGUGCUUCGACACUUAUUUAAACGUUAGACGAUACAUAAACGCUUCAGUAAGUAGAAGGAGUAUGAGACGAAGAUUUGCAUGGUAUUGCGCGUACGCAAUUUUACUACCAAUCCUAUUACUAGUUAUAACAAUAACAAUGGACCUAUCACCGGCCGUACCUAGUACAUACUUAAAACCUAACUUCGGUGUCAAAGGCUGUUGGUUCAAAACGGACCAGGCCGCGUUGCCGUAUUUCUAUGGCCCAGUGGCUGUAAUCCUACUUAGUAAUUUAAUUAUAUUUCUCUUCACUUCCCGAGCUUUCGUGCGGCAUUAUGACAAGCUUAAGGACGUUUCACCCUUAGACCUAACGCACUCAGAGUUCAGUACAUCUGAUGAUUGGGUACGACUCAACACUGUGCUGGGUCAGCCUGUAGCCGUCACUGAAACUUCACCAACCAGAGAGCCACGCGUCAACUUCAACCAGAGGUUAAAGAAAUAUAAAAAAUUAUUUCGCAAAUGCUGCCUGCUUUCCGCCAUCAUGGGUAUAUCCUGGGUGCUGGAGGUGGUAUCUUGGGCAGCGGGAGCCGGUACUUCAGCAGUGUCAGUAUGGUCGGUCUUCGACCUUAUCAAUGCAUUGCAGGGUGUCGUGAUAUUCGCCAUCUUUGUUUUGCAACAACCCGUCCGAUCUUAUGUUAAGUUAUCAAAACUCUGCAGCGUGUGUAGAAGAAGAAAAGACGAAUCAGAAAUAUCCGUAGUGAGUGACAGAAACAGUAUCUGUGGUACGGGCCGAAGAGAUUUUGUGUAGUGAAUCAAGGAAUAGGGCCACCAUAAUUGACAUUUCAGUGUAAUUUUCUAUAGAACGAAUAUUAUCAGGCCUUUAGAGUCCAGUUGGAAUAGUAUAUACUGAUUAAUGAAUUUUCCUGAUACGUAAUAACUAUGAAAUUAAAUUAAAGGCUUCUCAAAAUAAAAGAAUCAGUAUUAAAUUCACCUGUGUAAAUAUUGCUUUGUGUGACUGCAUUUUCUGUCUGUAUUGUUCAGGCUUUAUCAAUAAUAAAUGUUGCUUUUUCACAAUUGUUUUAAUAAAUAUUAAACAAAACAAACUUACUUUUUGGAAGCCUUUAAGAUUAAUUUUAGAUUUUCUUAUGAAAAAGAAAACAAAUCCCUAAUGAACGAUGUUAGAGACUGAUUUUAUUACAGUAUUAUGUGAUUGUAGUAGAACAAUCGCAUGUUUGGAACGUGGCUAAAGUUCCUUCUUACUAUUCACAAUUCAUAAUAACGACCUCAUAUAAAAGAUAGCAUCUUGUUUCUUACCAUGUAUACAACUUUUGAAAGUACUUAUUUUGGCGCGUUAUGGAAAAAUUAGUUUUUUCUAUUGUUAGUAUCGUUUUCUACAAAGGUAGAAUAAGGCGAAAGAUAUUUUUUUUUGAAAAGAUUUUUAUCUUGCUAGGCCAAAGAAGUACCUAUAACUUCUAACGCGUGUACAUAAUUACACAGACGUAUUCGAAACCAUGGUAACGAGUAAGGUAAUAGGAUUAUAUAAGGUCCUUAUUCGAGAUUUAAUUGGUUGUCACAGUUCUAAUGCACAGUUUUGACGAAAUUGCGAUCCCGAUUUUUUUGUACCGCGCGAUU
Pieris rapae (cabbage white) is the source of this 2820-nucleotide messenger RNA. Its product is annotated as G-protein coupled receptor Mth2. NCBI's taxonomy places the organism in Eukaryota, Metazoa, Arthropoda, Insecta, Lepidoptera, Pieridae. The record is from RefSeq and is a predicted model, not a curated record. Gene Ontology annotation, cellular component: membrane. Bases 41 to 1996 code for a protein of 651 amino acids. The transcript is spliced from 10 exons. Gene Ontology annotation, molecular function: G protein-coupled receptor activity. Gene Ontology annotation, biological process: cell surface receptor signaling pathway; G protein-coupled receptor signaling pathway.